AUGCAAAAUUAUUACCAUGAAGAUAUAAAAAUUUUUUUUUCUAUUGAAAAUUUAGAAAGAAUAAAAAAUCUUUUUAAAAAUGUAAAAGGAACAAAAGGAGAAUUUCACAAAUUUUUAACUUACAAUGCUUCAAAUGAAUUUUUUUUCAACUCUAACAAUUAUUUAAUAACAAAGAAGACAAUGGAAAAAGAGAAAAUAGAUGAAAAUAUAAAAAGUGAAAAAAUUAUAUUUAAUGAAGAAAGAAGUACUAAAAAAGAAGAAAAAACAAAAACAAAUAGAAGGAAAUCAUCUAAUUUAAAUUGUAAUGAAUUAAACAAUGAAGAAAACAAAAAUGAAUAUGAAAAUAUCUUUAAUGAUAAAUAUGUGAAUGAUGAAUAUGAAUUCAUUUGUGAAGAAAUAUUCAAGUGUCUAUAUAAAAAUGAACAAAAUAUUAAAUACACUAAUAAAUAUAGAUUAUUAAUAGAAAUAAUAAUUCAAGCUAUUGUGUACUCAUAUAAAAUUAAAUUAAACAUAUACAAAUUAAAUCUAUUUAUAUCAAUAAUAAUUAUGACGAUGUAUAAAAUUAUGGAAAACUUAAAAGAAAAAAAAAAUAAAAAAAAAAAAACUAUAAAUUAUUUUAUAAAUUUAUUAGAUAAAAAUAUUCAGUAUGCGCCAUCCGAAGAAAAACUAGUAAAAGAUAAUACGUUAGAUGAAAGCCCAUAUAUUUUCAAUAACUUAAAUACAACACAGGAAAAAAUAUAUGAUAGUAUAGGUGAUCAUAAAAAUGUAAAUGAUAAAAAAAUAAAAAAUGACGAAGAAUUAAAUAAUAAAAUAGAUAAACAAGCUUUAAAAAAUGAAAAUGCUGAGGAUGUCAAUGGCUUACAAAAUGAAAUAGAAGACAUGAAUAAUUCAAAAGAAAGUUCUACUAAGAACAAAAGAAACAAUAUAGAAAUAGAAAAUAAAAAUUUACUCAUGGUAGACACAGAUUCAAUAAAAUGUGUAAACAGAGAUAUUAUAGUUUUUCAAUAUCGUGAAGCUAAAUAUAUAAUAAAAUAUAUGUUUGAAAAUAUAUUCUCCAUUUAUAAUAUAUUGGAAUAUAUUUUUUUAUUUUCUUCUUUUCCUCUUGAUUUAACUUUUACUAACCAUUGUUCAUUUAUAUCACCAAUAGAAACAUUUUCUAUAAGUGAUCAAAUACAACACAAUAAAGAAGAGUUAGAUGACAACAAAUUCGCAACAAACUCUUAUAUAAAAAAAGUACUUAAUAUUCCUCUUUUUGUUUUAGAUAAAUUUUAUAACAAUAUUGAUGAAUUAAAAGAAAAAAUUGAUAGCAUUAUAACUUAA
Messenger RNA from Plasmodium relictum, 1320 nucleotides. Its product is annotated as conserved Plasmodium protein, unknown function. The record is from RefSeq and is a predicted model, not a curated record. The transcript is spliced from 2 exons. The coding region runs from base 1 to 1320 and encodes 439 amino acids. NCBI's taxonomy places the organism in Eukaryota, Apicomplexa, Aconoidasida, Haemosporida, Plasmodiidae.